Molecule: messenger RNA, 2744 nt
Organism: Amyelois transitella
Lineage: Eukaryota; Metazoa; Arthropoda; Insecta; Lepidoptera; Pyralidae
Product: transmembrane 7 superfamily member 3-like
Exons: 9
Coding region: 286-1935 (549 amino acids)
Source: RefSeq, a predicted model, not a curated record
CCUCUAUUCUUUGUACCCUGAGAUUGUAGAUAAUACAAACCUGUGUUUUGUUCAAUAGUUCGAGUUGUUUAAAGUGAAUUUCAUUGAAAUUACUUACUAUAAUUAGUACCUACUAAAUUAAGUGCCCGCGAUUUCUUUUACUUUAAACAAAUUUACGCAAUGAAAAUGUGUAUAGACACGGUGUUGGUGUUCAUUUGAUGAAGCACUUGAAUAAAUGUUUAAAAACAGCUCGUUCAGAGGAUUGAAAGCAGGCAAGACUUAAUCAAAAUAAACAUUCGUAACAAAAUGAUUUCGUCUAAAUAUACCAUUACGUUUAUUUGUGUCUUUGCACAUAUAGUUUUUGGGGACGCUCAAUCAAUUUCAAUUCCGUUAAACAAAUCUAUAACGCAUAUGAACAGGCAACUUUAUGGGGAGUUCCUUUAUAUCAACCAAUCAUCAAAUGUUCAAAUUGACUUUGAGGAUAUCAAUCCGAAUGUUUAUUUCAUUGUUUUCCAAGUGCAUAGUCACAUUCAUAAUAUAACUGUGUAUAAUAACACCAAAAAUGUCAAGUCCACACAAACAGGAACCAAUGUGGGUUUCUACAGUGCUGUUAUUCCGAAAAUAGAUACAUUUUUCAUUGAAAAUCUUAAUAAAUUAGGUCUCAAGUUGUAUGUUGCGGUUUUUGGAUAUUCAUCAACAGACCCAAUACCUGGUGGUUGUAACAUAGAAUUCCCACAGCCAGUUCCUCCUUAUGUCAGGGUCACGACAUUCGAAGACUACAUCCUGGCUGACACAGCUCCUGCCCAAAUAGCCAAAGACCGCGAUUGUGCCAGUUCACAGUUCGCACAGGUCUCAGUUUAUAUGAUGUACUUACCUGAACGGAACUUUAAUGAAGACUCUUACUUUAACGGUCUGAAGAAUAUGAUGACGCUAGACAAGAUCAUGGAGAAUGGAAUUGAGAUCCCCGAAACAAACAAUAAGAAAAUAAUGAGGCGGAUGAUAAGCGCGUACCGAGGCACUGGAAUGGUAUUUGUGGCGGUGGCCCGGGAUUUAUCGAAUCCUAACGGAUUUUAUUCUGCGUACGCGCCGGGAUACUCGUACGCUUGCUGGCCUCUUGUCGACGGGUGCGAGCUGCUUGAUGACCUGCUGUCAAGAUUCAUUUGCACUCUGCUCUUGUUCAGCGGCAUAUUCAUGUGUUUCUUUGGCCACCGCUUCUUCAAGACUGAAAUGUUCCUCAUCGGAGUCCUAACAGGAGUAGUGAUUACGUAUAUUCUAAUUUCAUUAAUCGCUGAGUUGGAUACAUCAGCUCUAGUACUAGCGGCGCUUCUUUCUGGAACGUUCUUCGGAGCGGUGUGGAGUCUAUUCUGGUGGUUCUAUGGCAUACCAGUGGUGUCUGUUCUGUUGCCAGCUUUGAACAUCGGAUUUCUUACUGCAGCCAUAUUCUAUUAUAGAUUGCCAGGUGGUAUCACGAUGUUGCAAGAUGACUUUGGCUUUUGGGCACUGUUCAUAUUCAUAAUGCUCAUAGUGUCCGUUCUUCUAGUCUCUGUGACUUUCAUCUGCAACAUUAUGGCGUGUGCCGUGAUCGGCGCGUACGCAGUUGUGUACCCUAUGGACUUCUACUUUGGGUCCAAUUUGCGGUACAUCAUCAUUAAUGUGGUUAGAAGGGCCGUCGUGCCGGAUUUCGAUAAAGCGGUGCUGUCGCCACCUUUUGAAUGGAAAGACGCGGCAGUAACAGUAAUGUGGAUAGCCCUGGCCAUGAGCGGGUUCCUCUUCCAGCAGUACCACAACCGGGGCCGCCCUCCCUUCCCCCCGCCCCCCCGCAGCAUCAGCCCCGUCAUGCCCGACAUGGUGGACAGAAGACAGCCCGAAGAGAGACGACACUGGCGUUACCUUCGUAUUGUGGCUCAACCCAGGACCGAACCUGGGCCUACUGAAAGCACUCCACUGUUGUUAUAAAUACCUAACUAUUUUAAGACCCUUUUUGCCUGAAUGAUAAUGUGAAAACUGGUUUAAAUUUGGUGUCUUAUAAUUCCUUUUAAGUAUAUAUGUAAAACGAAAUAAGAUUUAUUGAAGCCUGUAUGCAUAUCAUGUUAUAGUUUUAAAUGUAAGGUCCGCAAAGAUUAAGAACAAAAUAUUUUCAGCAAGGCUCGAUAACAUUAUAAUAUGAAAACGUCCAAAUACUUCGGUCAUUGUGUUUUUAUUGAACAUUUGUAUUGUUUAAAGCGAAAUAGAUUUUAAAAUUAAUUAGUUCAACGUUUGUAUUGAAAAAACAUUUUUAAGUGUAUAUGAUUUAAAAUUUUAUUUAUAAACCUUUUAUUUUUAUUAGCGUCGUCUUAAUAUUUUCACUUGAUAUGUACGGGCCUUAUAAAAGAUCUCUAUUCUACGCAGGUUUGACCAUGUCAUUUAUCAUAAUGUAUAUUUAAAUUUUCAAGGUGCUGGAAUUUUUUACUAUUUUAGUGCCAGGUAAAGUAGAUUAUAAUUGGCUGUUGUUAAUAAAAAGAUAAGUUUACAUUUUAUUAUAUUAACUUUGGCGACUGUUUAAGAAAGUAUCUAAAAGACUGAGAAAUCUUCCUUCGAGUGAUACGGGUGCCAUUCUGUCUUAAUUUCCCGCUAUUAUAUUUUAAUUAACCUUAAGAAAAAAAAUAAUUCUAGCCAUUGUACGCGUAUUGUUACAUCUCACCCAAAAACACAAAAAUAAAACAAAUACCACGCUUGCUCUUUAGAAAUACAUUAUUCCGUUAUUAUUAUUCCGUCUAUACAUGAAA